Messenger RNA from Prorocentrum cordatum, 2221 nucleotides. The record is from the annotation of a GenBank genome assembly. NCBI's taxonomy places the organism in Eukaryota, Dinophyceae, Prorocentrales, Prorocentraceae.
CUCCUCUGGCCCCUUGUUCCUCUUGAUCCUUCCCAUCCUCCUUCUGUAGGACGCGUAAGCCUGUUUGGCUGAAGUUCAUUUUUCUGAUCACCGAAGUCCGCACAGGCAGCCUGCACGCCAUCCGCAUCGAUGGCUGCCGUCCGCGCCCUUAUUCUCCUGGCAUUGGCUUCAGCUGGCGCUGCCCUGCACGUCCAGGACGGCAUACAGCACAACCUGACCGUCUGCAACGCCUACGCGGAGAACAAACCCCUCAGCGUCUACACGGUCAACCAGAAGGCGAAGCUCACAGAAGAACCGUUGCAUUACAAGGCCUGCAAGGAGAUUGUUAUCGAGUUGGCGGACAGCGAGCGCAUAGUCUUCAAAUUGGGGGGCAUCAGCGUCGGCACGUUCCACGUCGGCAACCUCCCUUUCGCCCCAACGUCGUUGCUGCUGGUGCCGUACCGCAAGGGCAAUAGCACCAUGGCGGCGACUUUCUACUCCCACGCGUUUUCGGUCGCGCAGGAGAACGCGCAGCUCGCGGUGGUCGACGCGUACGAGGGCAGCUCGCCGGGCGCCAUGAAGAUCGCACAGGGCAGCAAGAGGCGCAGCGAGACCGUGCAGCUGAAGCCCGGCACGGCCGUGACCCUGACCCCAGGAUCGGCUUACCAGGUCAGCCUGGACGACUCGAGCAGCAAGGUCGCGAAGACGGUCGCCCUCACGGCCGCCGAGGGCGGCAAGCACGUCGUCAUUCGGGUGGGCGGCAGCGAUGGCAUCCCGCAGGAGAGCUCGUGGUCUUCUCUGGCGAGGCCUCCGAGCGCAGCGGCGCCCUCCGGGCCGGCGCCGCCCUCCUCGCGGCCGCGGCGGCGGGCGCCGCCCUGCUCGCGUGAGAGGCGGCCCGCCCCGGCGGCAGGCGGCGGUGCGCUGUGCGGCGUCGUGGGCUGCGCGGCAGGAAGCCUCUGCGGUGCAGCGCUCGGGGCCCCGAGGGGCGGGGCGGGGCCCCGAUCGAGCUGCAAGAUUCGGUCGGGCACGCCCCUCUAUAUUCAAAAGAAAGAGACGUACUCGACGGCCUGUUAGCGGCCGCUGUCGGUUUAGGACAACCGUUGCUGUUGGGCAUCGCACCCAUGUUGUCCAUACUCCUUUCGGGCGUCCAGGCCCGAGGGAUGGGGCCCUGAGCGAUGAGGACCAGGGGCAGUGCAUGCUCAAUGCGUGAUCCACUUCAUGUCCCGAGGGCCCCAGCACCCACGGUCCCCUCUUUGAACCGCCGAGGGGCGUUGCCGCUCCCGCUCACGAGGACGGCCACCGAGAUCACUCGGCGGGCGACGUCGCACACCAGUUUCGGACCGCCGAAUCAUAUUUUGAUGCGCUCGCGCGAUGGAACUAAUUUUGUUCUCGCUGGUCCCACCGUCGCGGGCCGCCUUUUGCACUGCUCAGUGUCGAACCCCUCGUGUCUAGACUCUUUUCGGGGGCGUCCUGCGCAUGCGUCGCGGGUCUCAGCCUGAGAGAGCCUCAGCACAUGCUGUCGUCCUUGCCUUGCCGUUUUGAACAGGUCCCAUGAAGGGCCGCAGCUGCAUCGGGAACACACGUGCGGCCGGUGAUCUUGGUAAUGUUGAUCGGGUGGAUCGGUGCUGGCCCCGUCCGCGGUGAUGACCUGGCACCGCGUGCACGACAUGGAGUAUGGCAAGUCGAGGCCGAUGCCGCACUGCGAAUCAUAGUAACGGUCGCCCCUCGCUGGAUGCAGCGGCCGCCGAGCGCGAGCCAGUCGGGAAUCUGGCUUGCAAGUGCGACGGACGUGUCGUCAAAGCAUGCGUUCGGCACGGAGAGUGCCCGGUAUCCUGGAAAACCUUCAGUCUUCUCUAAUGUGGCGGGAACUGGUGCUGGCGCAGGUGGCGCCCUUGCCCGCGGCCAGGCUUGCCGUCGCCGGCUUUUGCAAGCAUGGCGCCCGUUGGCGCAAGAGCACGCGCUUCGCUUCGUGAAACUGCCAACUGCCACCGUGUGCCCUCUGUCCGCGCUGCCGGGGUCGGCAGGGCCGCUGCUGUGUCUCAGGUCUCCCUCGCAUAUCACUAAAAGGCGGCGCACCUGACGGCGCUCGUUGGACCGUUACCGCCUCCCCCUACCCCGCGAGCAUCAAUCGAUUGGCAGGCCGCUGGCUCACAAGAAGCGCGGUUAACGUCGAGAGUGUCAGGCAUAAUCGUUUCAUCAGUCAGCUCUCGAUGCUGCAAGUCUGAUCGUGCGUGAUGCGGGA